Molecule: messenger RNA, 1314 nt
Organism: Zea mays
Lineage: Eukaryota; Viridiplantae; Streptophyta; Magnoliopsida; Poales; Poaceae
Exons: 4
Coding region: 406-867 (153 amino acids)
Source: RefSeq, a predicted model, not a curated record
UUUUUUCCCGCUCAGUCUAAGAGAGAGGUCGUAACCGUCGCCGAUGCAAGCAGCAAAAUACUCACCCGAGCAGAAAGAAAGAAGCACGCGCAUCUCUCACCCGCGAGCAGAAGGAAGCACGCACUCUCCCACACUUGCCAGCCCGCUGCACUGCACUGCACACACGCCCUCUCACUCGCUCCCCGCUCUAGCCUCGUCCCAACUCCCAGUCCCGCAUCGUCUCCGAAAUCUCUUCAUCUACCGGCGGCGCAAGCCCGACCGCGCUGCCUCUCUCUCUCUCUCUCUCCCUCUUCCCACUCUCCGUGCGGAGUUCUCUUCUCUCGCGUGCUCGCAUAUAGUCGCAUCGUUAGGGCGCGUCCUGGGAGAGGGAGGCCUUCGCUACCUCCGUGGCAGCGACAGACGACCAUGAAGGCGCUGCUGGUGACGGUGCUUCUCCUCCUCUCUUCCACCCUCGCCGCGUCACAGUGGUGCGUGUGCAGGCAGGACGCGUCUCAGGCCGCGCUGCAGAAGACGAUCGACUACGCGUGCGGGUCGGGGGCGGACUGCAACUCCAUCCACGAGACGGGGGCGUGCUACAACCCCAACACCGUCGCGGCGCACUGCUCCUGGGCGGCCAACAGCUACUACCAGAACAACAAGGCCAAGGGCGCCACCUGCGACUUCACCGGCACCGCCGCCCUCACCACCAGCGACCCAAGUUCUUCAGGCUGCUCUUACCCUACCGGUGCAAGGCACCAUGGGAGGAGGAACCGCAGGGACCUCCACAGGCACAGGCACAGGCACAGCCGGCGCUGGCAUGGGGACAGGCACUGCCGCCGGAACUGCGGGUACCGGGUUCGGCGGCCUAGGACCAGGCACGGACGCUAGCAUGGACACCGCGGCGGCGGCGGGCUUGCUCCUUCCCCCAAGAGCUGGUGGGCUGGCCGCCGCCCUCGCCGCGCUUCUCCUCUCCGCCAUGGUGCUCGCGUGACGCUUUUAGUAUGGCCUCGGAAACAUGGCCUGCCUGUUGCUAGUAGAAAGCUAGCACUGCCCUUUUGGUAAGGGCGUUUCAGGAGCACUGUGCUGGACUAUAUAGAGAGAUGCUCCUCUGUGACUGUGACCACCUCACGUUCUGCGUACUCUGUAAUCUGGUAGGAUGCCUGUCUCUAUCAUGAUUCAUGAAGGACGAUUGGUCUGUCUUUUUUUUAUCGUGCUAUUUAUUAAUCGUGUAAAUGUACUAGCGAAGGGAAGGCACUGGUAGCUAGGUUAGCUCGAGUCCGGAUGGAAUGAUAAUGCUACUAAUACAAACAAUGCCGUAGUGUGUGUGUGUAUUUA